AUGGCUCCCGGGAGCGUGGCCUCCAGCGACACCUCGACCUCCUCAGCCUCUCUAACCUCCGUGAGCUCCACAUCCGAAUGGUCUGGGACUGGAAAGCCAGGCCUGAGCCAUAGGGUGAGAGUGCCGCACCGCCACCCGUCCGUGCUGCGCAUGGUCCUGGAGGCGCUGCAGGCAGGGGAGCAGCGCCGGGGCACCUCGGUGGUGGCCAUCAAGGUUUAUAUCCUGCAGAAGUACCCCAUGGUAGACGCCAUCCGGCUCAAGUACCUGCUGAAGCGGGCCCUGCACACUGGCAUGCAACGUGGCCUCCUCGUCAGGCCCACCAACUCCAAGGCCAAGGGGGCCACUGGCAGCUUCAAAUUAGUUCCCAAGCACACAAAAAAAACCAAGCCCAGGAGGACAUCUACCAUGUCAGCCCCCAGGAGACCUGCUGAGGCCAAGGAGGAAGCCCCCAAGAAAGGUGGCCAGACCAAGGAUGGAGAGGCAAGAGUGGGCAAGGCCAGGAAGGUCCCCCGACAGCCAGACAAGGCCACAAAGGCCCCUCCUGGUGCCUCCAGGCCCCAUGGGAAGUCAAAGGUUAAAGGCAGAAAGAACAGCCCAGCAGAUGACAAGGCCCAUAGGAAAACCAAAGCUGGGACUCAGAGUUCAAAACCCAUGGUCGCCAAGGGAGAGAAUGGUGCAGUUUUCCCAGCCAAAAAGAAGACUGGGAGCAUGGUCCCUAAAGAGGCAGCUGCCCAGGGGGCUGGGCAAAGGCCAAAAGCCAAGGCUGCUGCUCCUAAGGACAGUGUGUCCAAGACUGUACCUGCACCACUGGCCAGAAAGACAGAAGUCCCCAAGGGCCCAGGAAGGCCUGGCAUGCCCUCCAAGGCCUUGUCAUCCAAUGGGACCAGUAAGAAGACAGAAGCUAAGAGCUAG
Artibeus jamaicensis (Jamaican fruit-eating bat) is the source of this 912-nucleotide messenger RNA. RefSeq names its product histone H1.8. Gene Ontology annotation, biological process: nucleosome assembly. Gene Ontology annotation, molecular function: DNA binding. Lineage: Eukaryota; Metazoa; Chordata; Mammalia; Chiroptera; Phyllostomidae. Bases 1 to 912 code for a protein of 303 amino acids. The transcript is spliced from 5 exons. Gene Ontology annotation, cellular component: nucleosome. The record is from RefSeq and is a predicted model, not a curated record.